UAUUGUACCCGCCGCUUUGCCUGCCGCCUGGUUGGGGAUUCUCUCUUUCGCAGAUUUUUGAGGCCAGGGGAAGUCACGGAGACAAUGCGGCGACAAAGUUCUUCUCGCCCUCCUCUUAGAUUCUCAACUGGGUUGUUGUUUCGCUGCUCUCAGUAUGUUUUUGCUAAAACGAAGAUGCCGGAGUCUAUUAGCCAGAAUAUUGUUCUUGAAGUAGAUUAAAUCCAAUCUGCUGAAGAUAUUUCCUAAUUUCUAUUGGAACUGGAACUGAUAUGAAAUCAAUGAUUAUUUAAACUAGGAAAUGCUUAAGAGGUAGCUUCAAAUGGUGAUUAUGGCAUUGGCCAACUCAGUGAUUACUCUUAUUUGAUAUAAAUUCGUUAGAAGACACUGAAAGUGUUGAAAAGAUUUGUCCAUAGGAAGAGUUAAUCAGACAGAAGCAGGUUCUAUCUCUUAGAACUCUAUAAUUAUCUUAAACUUGUUUAAAAUGGUGAUGAAGUUGAAAGGUAAUGGCCAUGGGAGCUUCUUAAAUGGUUCAAGAGAUAAUUAUUUUCCAGCAGACAAUGUGGAUCCCGCGUAUAAAAUGUUUUUGGAGCACUUGAGAAAGGAUGGGAAAUCCUAUAUUCUAGAAAUGGAGGACGGCAAUAAUGGCUUUCCCGUAUUUGUAAAAUAUGAAAACCCGGAUGGAUUAUCUGAUGUCCUACAAUUAGAUGCUCCCAUAAGCUCAGGAUAUUGUAGCUUCGCUGCAACGGGACGAAAUAAAACUAAAAAAAGGCGAAUUUGUAGGAACUCAGAGGCACAAUUUAACGGGAUUGUUGAUAACAUGCUUGUAGUUAACAAUAACAAAGAGUUCCGGCGCUUAGGGAAUGUGUCUAUUGAUUUAUCUGCUAGAUCUUUUAUGAACCAAACAGAAAGCAAUCUGGUUGAUGAAAGUUAUCAAGAAUUUCUGAGUUACUUGAAAAUUAAAGAUGGUUUGAUGGUUUUGGAGUAUAAUUCCAUUAGAGUCAUUUAUGAGGGAGAUGAAACAUUGGUGGCAACUAAAGGAACUUGUUUUGAUGAUCGGCGGCCUUUGCCGUUACAAUCAUUUGAGAGCGCCAAACCACCGGCUUCUAUGCCAGCAAACGAAGGCACUAUUUGCUCUGACAACCAGGAAAUCGUGUUGUAUGAGAGUAAUCUUUCCCCAGAUGUAGUUAUUUGUGAAGCUGAUGAGAUGUCCAUAGUGCCUUUUCCCUCCUGCAUUUCAUCUCCAUUUGCUUUGGAGCUUGUGGUUGUUCUUAGCAAGCCAUAUGACGAGCAAGAACAUGAGGUGCUUUGGAAGCACGCGACCUUCCGUAAACCAGUGCUGAGGCACAAGGAUCUUCGUAAUCAGAGUAAAUCAUUCAGCACGAGGCAAAUGGGUUUUUCGUAUCUUGAUCAUUUUCCAGAUCUUGCAAGAAAAUUGCAGAUUUCUGAUCCUCAGCAGCAACUGAACCUUCUGCGUGGAUUAUUUUUUUGGUUGAAGAAUUUGUGCCAUGAAGGUGCUUAUCAGCCAUGGAUAUCAGCAAGCACCAAAAUAGUAGAAGUUUCAGAUCAUGAGACCAUACGUCCUCAUGUAGAUCAAACUAUGGAAACUUAAGAGGCACAUUAGUCUGUUAACAAGAUGCAUAUUAGUCUGUUAACAUGGUUUUGUGUGUGUUAUGUGAAUACCGUGUAUGCUACUUAGCUGCGAGGGAAAUUUUGUAUGUAGAGUCUGUACUGUUAAGCUUGUAAACAUGAAUUUUUAUCUAUAUGGAUCUACUGA
This is a messenger RNA of Phalaenopsis equestris, 1774 nucleotides long. RefSeq lists its product as uncharacterized. Lineage: Eukaryota; Viridiplantae; Streptophyta; Magnoliopsida; Asparagales; Orchidaceae. The record is from RefSeq and is a predicted model, not a curated record. The transcript has 5 exons. Bases 482 to 1609 code for a protein of 375 amino acids.